GUAUUAGCUGAUUCUCUGCACACAGAACAGAACAGCGCUUUGUCCCCAGGGAAAGAAGCUAUUUCAGACUUAACUAAGGAAUCAUCUAACAUGUUUCAACAAUCCCUACUGUUUCUCUGUUUGUUUUAAAGAUAUGACUGUGAUUUUGUUUCAUUUGCAACUGGAGACUAAAUGACACCAAGCAGAAUCUGCUGUUAGGUUAGAUUACAAGGAUACUUUCUGAGACACACAACACCAUGCAGGCUACAUCAUUAGUCUAUUAUUUCCUACUUGCCUCUCUGUGCAUUGAUUUUUCUCAAAAUGAAACUAGUGCACUUCUCAGGAGGCAAAGGAGAAGAAUGCACUACAGAGGAUUGAGAAGGAGCUCCUCAGCAGGGCACAGGUCCCCAAGACAGCCACGGAUGAAGCUCCCAGCUCCUGCUGCUGUAGUACCGGGCAUACCUCUUAUUAAUAUUGAUGACGGUGUUAUGGGAGUAUUUGACUCUCUCAUAGGUGUGGGUGGACAUGAAUCUAGUUACAGUGUCUUACCAGGAAAGAAAGGGCACUGCACAGCUAAUGGCAUGAUUAUGUAUGAUAAAGCUGUCUGGUCUCCCAAGCCUUGCAUUACCUGUCUCUGUUCAAAAGGAGAAGUGAUAUGUGAUACAACCAUGUGCCACCCUCUGAAAUGUCCCAAAACUAUUAUACCUGCAGGAGAAUGCUGCCCGGUUUGUUCUGAUAGUGCUUCCUCUUUGGAUUCAAGUAUUAUUUCCCUGGAUGACAUAAGCGAGUUGUCUGGUGAUUCUCCAGAACCCAAUGACCUUGACAACACCAAUGCAUUGUCAUCAGCACAUACUCAAACUGAAAAAGAUGAACUGCUUAGAACAGAAGUGGUGGAGUUGAAGGAGAAAAAGGUUCAUAAAAAGAAUGAAAAGAAAAGAAAAAGGAAAGGCAAAAAAAAUCGACAGAAACAUAAAGCCUAUCACAGAGAAAAGAAGCCUAUCACAAGAAAGGAAGCAGCAGCAGAAGAAAUACAAUAUGAAAGUGAUGAAGAUGAUGAUACUUUGAGAAUGCCAUCUCGUUUCCCAAUUCCUGUUCCACCCAUAGAAGCUCCUCCUUUGCCACCUGGGUGUUCUACCUCGGACAGCACAGUAAGCUGCAUUAAUGCAAAACUUACACAAAUACCACCAAUCUCAGAUCCAGAGCUAACAAGUCUAGACCUUACAGGAAAUAGUAUCACUACUAUCUCGGAUGAAGCAUUCAAUGGGAUACCUAAUCUGGAAUGGAUUGAUCUGAGUAAAAAUAAUAUUACCUCUCCUGGCAUAGGUCCACAAGCGUUCAAAAUCCUGAAAAAGCUAAAACGUUUGUAUUUGGAUGGAAAUAUGCUGGUACAUAUUCCCUCUGAAUUGCCAUCAACUUUGGAAGAAAUAAAAAUAAAUGACAACCACCUUCAUGCCAUUGAUGAAGACGGCUUACAAGAUUUAAAGAACUUGGUCACCCUGGAAUUAGAAGGAAAUAAACUCAGUGAAGCAAAUGUCAGUCCUUUGGCCUUCUAUCCUUUGAAAAGUCUGUCUUAUUUGCGACUGGGAAGAAAUAAAUUUAGAAUUAUCCCACAAGGUCUUCCUGCCACUCUUGAGGAGUUAUACCUUGAAAAUAAUCAAAUUGAAGAAGUGUCAGAAAUUUGCUUUAACCAUACAAGAAACAUAAAUGUCAUUGUGCUAAAGCAUAACAAAUUAGAAGAGCACAGAAUAGCACCUUUGGCUUGGAUAAAUCAAGAGAACUUGGAAUCAAUUGAUCUCUCUUAUAACAAGCUAUAUCACGUUCCCUCCUAUCUGCCAAAAUCUUUACUACAUCUGAUACUUAUAGGAAAUCAGAUUGAAAGAAUCCCAGGAUAUGUCUUUGGUCACAUGAAGCCAGGGCUGGAGUACCUCUACCUGUCUUUUAACAAACUUACUGAUGAUGGAAUAGAUCCAGUAUCGUUUUUUGGAGCAUAUCACUCUCUGAGAGAGUUGUUUUUGGAUCACAAUGAAUUAAAGUCUGUACCAUUUGGAAUUGAUGAAAUGAGAAAAUUACGUUUUCUAAGACUGAACAAUAAUAAAAUAAGGACAGUCCCUCCAGAACGCAUCUGCAGGACUUCUCAUAUCACUGAUGAUGAUGUUCACGAGAAUAGUGAAGAGGAAGAGAAUGAAGAGUCACGCUUGGAACAUGUUCAUCUUGAAAACAACUAUAUCAAUACAAGACAGCUAUCACCUCAUGCGUUUUCAUGCAUAAGAUCCUAUUGCAGUGUUGUUCUUAAACCACAGAAGACCAAAUAAACACCCAACUUUUGCAUUGCAAACCCUAUCUCUAGAAACACAGCUUUAUUUAUUCUCUGCUACUAACAGGUCUGCUUAUUUCUGAUUUAAACCCUUCUUACUAUUAUAAAUAAGAUACAGUAUAUUAUAUACUGAAGUAAGAGUAGUAGUGUAUUUCUUAAUAUCGUUUCAUUAUAAAAACAUUAAAUGUAAAAGUAGAAGCUCAAGAUUAUGUCAUAGAUUUUUAUUUCUAUUCACAGAAAUUCUACUUAAACACAAUAGAUCAAACUGUGCCCUCAGAUACACCUCCACAAGAUCAGAUUUUAGAAAAGAAGAAAAUAACUAAACCUUCAACUUGGUCCUGUCUUAUUUAACUGAAUUAAAAACAUUUUAAAUGGUAUCAUCAACUUUAAAAAUGAUACAAUUAAAAGUUCUACAAACAUUCUAGCAGUGCAAGAAUCAAAUUUCUUAAAACACACAUAGUACUGGAUUUUCUACCAAAUAUUUUGCAGUGAUAAAUUCUCUUCCAAUUGAAAUUUCAUGGAAAAAAUGUUAAAGUGUUUGGGGUUUUUUUUAAACAAAGUUUAUUUGAAAUUUUUUCAUGUUGCCCAUUUAGGGGGCUACUUAGACUUUGUCACAACUAUAAAAUAUUCACUUAGUGCUUAUUUGAAAGCUUCUAGAUAGUCAUAAAUCACCGCUUCAGAGACAACAUUGAUAAAGCAGUUUCAGUAAUACAUUUGAUAUGAAUGUCUGCUUAGGUAUUCAAUAGUAAGUGUUUACAAAUAGACCUCUCUUUCCCUAGAAAGGAGUUCAGUCUCUUGAAGAAAAGAAGCAUUUUUAAUAUUCUGCUCAAGAUUUUAAUACUAUAUUCUAUGAAGUGGCCAAAAUUUUGAUAAAAGGUAGUGAAUAUUUUUAUUUUAAAGCACAAUCUCAAUAAAAAUUGAAAGUAAUUCUAACAUCUUUCAUAUUUCUUGAAUUCUACAGUCCUUUCUAAGAGUAGGCUGGUGGUAGGAAAUGAUUACAGAUCACUGCCAAGUCAUUAUUCUUCACACAAAUACUUUCCACCUUCUCCUGGGCUACUCUGUAAGGCAUAAAAAAUAUCUACCCUGUUUUCUUCAAUAUUAUAGGUACUAAUGCCUAAUCAUUUCUUCUUCAGAAUGGAUUGGAACAAAGGAUGAAAUGGAUAAUACAGAGAUUGACUUUUUUAAAGGCAUAUAAAAGCUGUAAGCCACUGCACAUCCUAAAAGGCACAAAUUAACUACUCAACUGUAACUUUCUUGCCCUCACUCUGGAAGUGAAGGUUUCGCUAUGCAUUCCCCACACAUCCCAAACUCCUGCCAACUGACAUGUCAUAUAAUCAGUAUAAGCUUACUGUUCACACCACAUUUAAUGAUGAAGGAUCUCCAAACAUUUUUUUUAGCAUAUUAUAGACAGCAUAUAUGAACACCCAAGUUUCGUUUUCUCUGAAGCUAUGCAAUCAUGAUAAAAACAAAAUCACAUUGUUCUAGUUCAAAGUUCUCCUUUACUCCAAUAAGCUAUUACCUGCAAGGCACAAUGGUACUUCAUCUGCAGCAAAUGAAAAGAUGAUGUAUUUCUGGUAAGAAAUAAUCCUAAGAUAUGUGGAUUUCUGUAAAAAGAUUACUUUGGAUAUUUUGUUUGGUAAACCAUGGUCAGAAGUCAUACCUUAGUGAUUUGCUAAGUUUGGUAAAGAACGGUGAAAUCAACAGGCUGAGUUUUUACUCACAAUGUUCUGGUUUCGAUGAUUUCAUGUCAUUGCUUGUGCACUUUCAAGAUUUGAUUCCUUCAUUCCUUUUGACUUUAGCUAAUACUUUGACUAACAUUUCUUUCUUUGUCAAACACCAUUAAGUUCCCAAACUACUACUUUGAGAGAAUAAAAACCCUAAAUUAUUAAAAUUAAUAAUUUUAGUCUAUUGCUAAAUAACUUCAGACUUUGCAACACUGCUGAGCAGUGCUUUCAGAAGCUUUACUACGCAUUUUGAAUACACAGAUUGACCCAAGGAGGGAUUUCCAGAUAAACAAGCUGAUGUAUUACACCAUUGUAUGCAUUCUUUUAAUAAAUAUAA
Grus americana (Whooping crane) is the source of this 4354-nucleotide messenger RNA. It is a transcript of the gene ECM2, whose product is annotated as extracellular matrix protein 2. The coding region runs from base 237 to 2291 and encodes 684 amino acids. Gene Ontology annotation, molecular function: protein binding; collagen V binding; heparin binding. The record is from RefSeq and is a predicted model, not a curated record. The transcript has 10 exons. Gene Ontology annotation, biological process: positive regulation of cell-substrate adhesion; extracellular matrix organization. NCBI's taxonomy places the organism in Eukaryota, Metazoa, Chordata, Aves, Gruiformes, Gruidae. Gene Ontology annotation, cellular component: extracellular matrix.